Messenger RNA from Apodemus sylvaticus (European woodmouse), 2670 nucleotides. RefSeq names its product histone lysine demethylase PHF8-like. The transcript has a single exon. The coding region runs from base 1 to 2670 and encodes 889 amino acids. Gene Ontology annotation, molecular function: histone demethylase activity; transcription coregulator activity. Lineage: Eukaryota; Metazoa; Chordata; Mammalia; Rodentia; Muridae. The record is from RefSeq and is a predicted model, not a curated record. Gene Ontology annotation, biological process: protein demethylation; regulation of transcription by RNA polymerase II.
AUGGCCUUGGUGCCUGUGUAUUGCCUUUGUCGGCAGCCUUACAAUGCGAACCACUUUAUGAUUGAGUGUGACCUGUGCCAGGACUGGUUUCAUGGGAGCUGUGUUGGGAUUGAAGAAGAAAACGCUGUCAACAUUGACGUCUACCACUGCCCAGACUGUGAAGCUGUAUUUGGGCCUUCCAUUAUGAAGAAGUGGCAUGGAUCAUCUAAAGAGUGUGAAGUUCUCAAGAGGGAGCCAGUAAAGACUGGGAGCACUAUCUUUAUCCACCACAUCCAGGGUAAGACUUUUGACAACUCGGACAAAGUGAUUUUGAAGCCCACAGGAAGUCAGUUGACAGUGGAAUUCCUGGAAGAAAGUAGCUUCAGUAUACCUAUCCUUGUCUUGAAGAAGGAUGGGUUGGGGAUGACACUUCCACCGACAUCAUUCACUGUCAAAGAUGUUGAACAAUACGUUGGUUCUGACAGACAGAUUGAUGUGAUUGAUGUGGCCUGUCAGGCUAGCAGCAAGAUGAUGCUGGGUGAUUUUGUGAAAUAUUAUUACAGCAGGAAGAGGGAAAAGAUCUUUAAUGUUAUUAAUUUGGAAUUCUCUAAUACUAGACUGUCUAAUAUAGUAGAGGUGCCCAAGAUAGUUCAUAAGCUUUCCUGGGUUGAAAACUUAUGGCCAGAAGAGUGUGACUUUGAGAAACCCAAGGUACAGAAGUAUUGCCUUAUGAGUAUGCAGAAUAGCUAUACAGAUUUUCACAUUGAAUUUGGUGGCACUUCAGCUUGGUACCAUGUACUUAAGGGUGAGAAGAUCUUUUACCUGAUCCACCCAACAGAUGAUAACCUGACUCUUUUUGAGAGUUGGAGCAACUCUUCUAACCAAAAAGAAAUGUUCUUUGGGGACCAGGUAGACAGAUGUUACAAGUGUUCUGUGAAGCAAGGACAGACACUUUUCAUUCCUGCAGGAUGGAUCUAUGCUGUGCUGACCCCUGUGGAUUGCCUAGCAUUUAGGGGAAACUUCUUACACAGUUUUAACAUGGACAUGCAGCUCAAAGCCUAUGAGACUGAGAAGCAUCAGAGUACAACAGACCUCUUCAGGUUUCCAAGUUUUGAGACCAUCUGUUGGCAUGUGGGAAAGCACAUCGUGGACGUCUUUGAAGGUUUGCGGGAGAAUGGGAGAUGUCCUGCAUCCUACUUGGUCCGUGGCAGUAAAGCUCUAAACUUAGCUUUUCAAGCCUGGACCAGGAAAGAAGCUCUGCCAGACCAUGAGGAUGAGAUCCCAAAGGAAGUGCAGACCGUACAGCUCAUUGAAGAUCUGGCUAGGGAAAUCUGUCUGGUUGAAGAUACCUUCCAACAGAACAUCCCAAAGACAAGUAAUACCUUUAGGCACCAGCAGCUCCACACCAAUUCCUCUUCCUUAAUUAGACCAGCUCUUUCCACUUCAGUAUCCAAGUCUACACUAUCACUGCCCUCCAAAAGUGGUUCAGAAAAGAAUAGCCCAAAGUAUAAAGACAUCUUCAAGAAGGAAAAAGAAAUGAACAAGGAGAGACCAGCUCUGAGGCCUAAUUACCAACAUAGCUGUAGUUUCAUGGAUCUAAAUAAUCAACAAUGGAAGGUAGGCUCUUCCCAAAACAUAGAGUUUAACAUCACCAGUACUUUUUUGAAUGACUUAGAUGAUGACUCAAAAUAUGACAAUGUCUUUGAAGAGAAUGAGAGCCCAGUGCCUCUGCUGAUAGCUAACGGCAGUACCAAGAGGGUGAAGAGCUUGUCCAAUUCUUGGAGAGCCAAAAUCACAAAGAAGGAAGAUAAAUCAAGGUUGGUGGAAGAACAAGUGAUGGUAGAAAAGUUUGACUUGGAUCCAGAUGAUGAGCUGCAGAUUGAUAAGAGAUUGGGCAAAGAGAAAGAGAAUCUGGUAGUAAGACCAAAAAUUACCCCAAAUUUGCCCCAUGUGAAGUUUUGCCCUGACCAAAACCAAAGGCAUGAACCAGGCGAAACCAAAAUCACCAUUAUAGAGAACUAUAAAACAGAUGAGGAAAUGGCGGAAGGGGUUGAAAGCAAGCUUAAGAAUGGAAGUGAAUCCGAUGGAAUUCUUGAUCCACUUAAGGCCAGGAAACAGGUGGGAGGACCUGGCAGUGCUGUCCUCACUGAUGAAGCAGAUUCUUCCAGCAAUAAGGAGGAUAUCCAGGAUACUGUGUUGAUGCCUGAAUUGCAGUCCUCACCUCCUUCACCAGCUCCCUCCAGCCUUCAGGCGUUUUUGAGUGGGGGACAAGACCAAGGCAACAAAAACCCCAGCAGUGUCUUGGGCACAGUGUCUAACAAACCUGUUUCUCAGCACACAACAAGGAAAUGGCCCAUCAAACGGCUAGCAUACUGGAGAACUGAAAGCAAGGAGGAAAAUUCCUGUGUGGUGGAGCAGGACGGCUUAGAAGGAUGCUUCAAGGAAGUUAAGUAUAUCUAUUUAUCCCUGGAAUCUGAUGACGAUGAUGAUGAUGACGAUGAUGAUGAUGACACUGAUGAUGUCGACAACGACGACAUCAAUGACAAGGACUACCACCAUCCUGUUUCGAGAUCUCGACCAAAGCAAAGGAAGAUAUUAAAUAAUGCCCCAAGAAUUUCUAGGGCAGGUAAGAGACCAACACGACGGAAGCGGAACCAUCCUGUGCGCAAGGGUAACAGUUGCCUCCAUUGA